GUUCAGGUUUCUGUGGCUGUGAUUCUGGUCCAGACUACGUCCUCUCUUCCCUCUCUGGAUGCUUUGGCGCUGGGUGGGCAGCUGAGAGCGGCUAGCCGUCAUCAGACCUCUGCUGUUUUCAGCUUCGGACAUUAUCCACUGACACCUGCCAACUUAUUGGAUGGAGCACUUGUGACACAACUAAUGCUUUCUUCUGCUGAUUCACCUUAAACUACCAAAGUUUGGAGAUCUGCUCCUGGUCAAUGUAUAUUGCACUAACCUCAUCACCACCAGAAAUGAAUGCCAACAGUAUGCCUAAACAAGUGGAGGUGAGGAUGCAUGAGAGCCACCUGGAGCCCAUCGAGGCGAGGCCCCGGUCCAAAUGUGCCCAAAUCUGCUCCAAAAUGUUCAAGAACCUCCUGCUCACGCUCACAGUCCUUGGUGUGAUCCUGGGAGCUGUAGCAGGGAUGCUGCUGCGUGUUGCCUCUCCAAUUCAUCCGGAUAUUGUCAUGGUGAUUGCCUUUCCUGGAGAUAUUCUGAUGAGGAUGCUGAAGAUGUUGAUCCUGCCUCUCAUUAUCUCCAGCUUAAUCACAGGGCUUGCUGGCCUGGAUGCCAAAUCUAGUGGUCGCCUGGGAACCAGAGCUAUGGUUUACUACAUGUCCACCACUGUUAUUGCUGCUGUCCUGGGUGUCAUCCUGGUGCUAGUCAUCCACCCUGGCAACCCCAAACUGAAGGAAAAUCUGGGCGAGGGCGAGAAAAACGAUGAUGUGUCCAGCUUGGAUGCCUUCUUCGAUCUGAUAAGGAAUCUCUUCCCAGAAAACCUGGUGCAAGCCUGCUUCCAACAGAUCCAAACAGUCACAAAGAAAGUUGAGGUGGUUGUGGAGGAGGACGUUAAUGUCACCACUGUGGAGGGCCUGGUGGCUAACAUUACCAAGGAGCCACAGUUCAUCAUCAAAAAGUCACUUCAGUUCAAAAGUGGCAUGAAUGUUUUGGGUCUGAUUGGUUUCUUUAUUGCAUUUGGCAUCUGCAUGGGCAAGAUGGGAGAGAAGGCCAGACUCAUGAUUGAAUUCUUCAAUAUCCUCAAUGAGAUUGUGAUGAAACUUGUCAUCAUGAUCAUGUGGUACUCUCCCUUUGGUAUUGCCUGUCUGAUUUGUGGCAAGAUCAUCUCCAUUAAGGACUUGGAGGUGGUGGGCAGGCAACUUGGCAUGUACAUGGUGACUGUUAUUAUUGGUCUGAUCAUCCACGGCGCAAUCUUCCUGCCCAGCAUUUAUUUUGUCAUCACAAGGAAAAACCCCUUCACCUUCUUCUUGGGAAUCUUCCAGGCCUGGAUCACUGCUCUGGGAACAGCUUCCAGUGCUGGCACACUUCCUGUCACAUUCCGUUGCCUGGAGGAGAAUUUGGCCAUUGACAAAAGAGUCACUCGUUUUGUGCUCCCAGUAGGUGCCACCAUCAAUAUGGAUGGAACUGCUCUCUAUGAGGCUGUGGCGGCCAUCUUUAUUGCCCAGAUGAAUGGUGUGAAUCUUGAUCCUGGUCAGAUUGUCACAGUCAGUCUGACAGCCACCCUUGCCAGUGUUGGAGCAGCCAGUAUUCCCAGUGCUGGCCUUGUGACUAUGCUGUUGAUCCUUACCGCUGUUGGCUUACCAACCCAGGAUAUCAGUUUGCUGGUUGCUGUUGACUGGUUAUUGGAUCGUUUCAGGACCUCAGUGAAUGUGGUGGGUGACUCCUACGGUGCAGGGAUUGUGUACCACCUGUCCAAAGCUGAGCUGGAUGAGCUGGAUGCGCACACGGCUAAAUCAGACGACAUCGAAAUGAUGACAAAGACCCAGUCCUAUUAUGACGACAUGAAGAACCACCACGAGAACAAUUCCAACCAGUGCGUCUUAACCCCAACUUCUUCUACAGCUGCUACUGCCAAUGCUAACAAUUCUGUCUUAGUAGAUGAAUGCAAGGUAACCUCAGCCGCUAACGGUUCUGCUGCGGAGUGCACACUUGUUGAGGAGGAACCAUGGAAACAUGAAUAAUGGCAGCGCAGAGGUCCCCCUGCUCCUGGGCUCCACGAGCUUUCCUAUCUGGUGAUAAAACAAGAAGAGUGAAUGAAAAGUCACAUGAACAGAACUACUAAUGUUUUUUUUUUAUGUAGUUUUAUUUUUUUUAUUCUUAGUCCCUUUAAGACGUUUUUUGUAUUUUGUCCAUCUGACUGGUAUGCUAUACUAAUUCACAUAACCGUGAACUAACAACAGAGGUAUACCUCACCUGUUAGAGCCACAUCCUGUAUACCAGAUACUUGCACAACAUACUUCAAGGCUUGGGAAGGGAGGAAAGAGAGAAUUAUUACUAGAUAUUUUUUCUUAGGAGUACAGUUCAGUUUAUGUUUAUAUGAAAAGCAACACAGUAGUGGUGCAACACACAUGCACUGAGGGUAUCUUCUAUAUUUUAUAAAGAUGGCUCCUUUUUCUGAGUGGGGAACCACACCAAUAAUUGAUACAACUGAUUUUAACUGCGUUGAACAUGCUGUAUUUACACCUUCAUAAAAAUCUCUAUGGUACAUCCAUUUACAAUUAUCAAGUACUCUGAUCAAAGGAAAAUCCCUCUGAGCCUCUUCACAUACAAGUAUUAUCACAAAGCACAAAUUAUUUCCACAAACCAGGAUUUGUUUCCCCUCUUCUUUUUUGUCUUCUGUGAAGAAAAUUGACAUUCUUCUUUCACGUGUUGAGAGAGAUUUUAAAACUAAUUUAUUUGUGUCAAGAAAGCAUGACCAAGUCAAGAAUAGGGACCAAACAGGCAUAAAGUCAACCGGCUAACAGAAGCCUUUCCUCUGCCUCCUUACGUACUUGCAACACAUUGUCACAUUUUUUUUUUGUCUACAAUGUGAUGCAAGUAAAAUCCCUACAAAAUUUAUAAAGCACUUUUCCCUUUUUUCCCCAAAGUAACUUUUUGAUGCCAAUGCAAUUAAAAUUUAUUUUUAUUCCUCAAAAAAAGGAAUACAAUUUAUAUAUAUAUAUUGCACCCUGAUGGAAAUGUAGGGAUUAUAUGGAGCACAAUUAAUGUCAAAAUGCCAAGUUUAAUUUGUAGUUAGUGUUUUUUUUGGCCAUUGCAACUUUGCUGCAUACGAAAAUUGAUUUACAGCAAACAGCAAACACUGGGGCUUUUUAUGUUUACCUUAACAGGAAUUCUUGUAAUGUCGAACUGUUUGCUAUAUCAGCUUAAGGAAAUGGCUUCUUCUUAGCACCAUUUUCCAAUGCUUUGUAAAAAAAAAAAAAAAGAAGUAUUUACCUUCAACAUUUAUUACUGAAAGAAAUGUGAAUAUAUUGUGGAACAUGAGGAUUUCAAGCACACACAUUCACAAGGUUUUUAAGCUAUAUUCCACUGGUGGAAUCUGUUUAUUACCUGUAAGCACAGUCAUCCCUGACUACUUAUGAAGCACAGUAGGUGAAGUAACAAGCACAAUUCACAAUUACAUCAUAUUUCCAAGAGGUUUCCUGUACUGCAAUCAGUGUUUAUGCCAUCAGAGCUCAAGACUGUUUCUACCAACCCUAUAUGCUGCAGCUGUGUUUUUGUGCCAGUCAGAGGACAUUUUAGGGGACUCAGAACAGAAACGGGUUAGCGAAGAUUAUUCAAACUAUUAGGUCAUAUUAGGAAAAUCUGCCGCUGAUCAACUUAUAAAGGUUGCAAAGGUUUUAAACAAAGCAGGGAAAACUGGAUAUCAACCUUUGUUGAAGGGAUAGUUCAGGAUUCUUUAAGUGGUCUUCUAAAUUGUUUUAAGCACUUGAUAUCUUAACUCUUCUGACACCUUCCUUUAGUAGAAAUCUGAACUGGGUGGUCCCAAAAGCUGAAGCUAACGAUUAGUUAGGAAAGGCCCACGACCAAAGCAAACUUCUAAAAAACUUUGGUCUCAGAAAUGUCAAAGUAGUUUAUCAAACCCAUUUUUAUUAAUGAUUAUUUACAGAGGAAAUGGAGGUUGGAGGUGGUGCAUCACUAGUGGAAUCCCUUAGAGCAAAAUUGAUAUGUACUGCUGUGUUUUCAUCUGCUCCCCACAUGCAAAUUGAGUUUUUGAUGAGAAUUUUUUUUUUAAUAUAAAAAUGGUUUCAAAAGUGCAACAUUUAAAAAUGCCAUGGUUUAACUGAGUGAAGAGAGUAUCCUGAAAAACACUAAACGCAAUGACGCAAAGGCACUCUUUGUGCAUGAACAUAACUGCUUUCUAGAAACCGCGACAAUAUUACAGCUGUUUAUUAUCCCUGCCUUACUUUGUUAUGAUUCUGUUUCCUUCAGACUUCAAAAAUGAAGUUCAUGAGGCAAUAACCAAUAAAAAUACUUUUUAAAAAUUCUUUCUUUUUUACAAUAUUUUUGGGACAACAUUGUGUAAAAUAUUCUUCUGCUAAAACAACUGUUCAAAGCAAACAUGGCAGUUGUUUUAAAAGGCCCAAAACGGCAUUAGCAUGAAUUGCUAUGGAGGCGCUACAAUUGGAGUUGUUUUGUUUCAACCUUCUAGGACCUGAAUCCUGAACUUUCACCUCGUCCUGUGUGAGUGAGCAGUGAGACCUUAGUUAUGUGGAGUUGAUUAAGUUGCUUUUUUUUUUAUCAGGUGGAGCCUUCUCUCCUCUUUUGUUUCUUUUUAUUUGUGCUGAAAUGACAACCAUGCCUUGAAGGUGUUCAAAUCAAAUGUCAUUUACUAUAACAAUAGAAAACCUAACUUAGCACUUUGUCCUUUAGUUCUCAAAGUACAUUCUCAAUUUACACCUUUUUAAGUUAAUUUAACAUAAGCGAGGCAUGUUUUGAACAACAUUGGUGUUCUACUUAACAUAUUAAAGGACUGAUGCAUGCUUAGGCAAAAAAUAAAUAAAUAAAACACACACAUAGACACUCAUUAAAUCACCUGGGCUUUUAUUCACACAUAUAUUAAAAACACUUAAAUAUUAUAGGUCAAUCAAGUUUGAUCCAUAUUUCCUGAGCUGCGGAGCACAGAACUGACACCUUCACAGGCUCUUUAAGCCUUACCUUUAGACCUUGUGAUAUUCAGGAAAUAUAUAUAUAUAUAUAUAUAUAUAUAUAUAUAUAUAUAUUGAAAAAAGAAAACUUCUCCAGUGAAGAGACAAUGCAAAUCAUAGUGUCACGUAAGGGGACUGAGUGUUGAAUGACUACUAUGUUCAAUAUUAUGGUUGUAGACGCAUGAAUUAAAUAAAAAUUCUAAUUAUUUUUUUGCACCACUAUCUUAAAAGCAUGAUAUUUUGAAGUGUCUCCAUGCACUUUGUGUAUAUAUUGUAGUUAACAGAUUUUGUUUUCCUUUUAUUGAUUUGUUAUGUUUAUUUUGAAAUGCCAUGUAGAAAUAAGGUUUCAUUCCUGUGACUCGUUGAAAUGUAAUCAGCUAGAGGAAGGGGGGGGGGGGGGGGGGGGGGGGAACAAAAAAACAUUUGUUUUAAUAGAUUAGACGAAAUGUAUAGAGGACAACAUGUAAUAAAUUGCCUGUCUGAUUUUAUUUUCUAAUUGGUGUUAACUAGCUUUUUAACAUCUAUGUCACACAUAUGAUAUAUAAAUAUUUUUUCUUUUGUAUCUAAUGUAAGUGUUUUGAAUGUUUGUUCCAUAAAGAUAUAAGCAUUGUGAAUUCAUUUUCAUUGUACAUAUAUGGAUAUAAUCGGUCUGUUCAGUGGCAAUGCAGAGGUUAAUUAAAAUUGCAGUGAUCCUAAAUCAAACAGUUUGUAUGAAAAGAGAGAGAGGGUUAAGAAGAGAAAUAAAGAAAGACAAGAGUAAAAGAAGGUUUCUUGGUUUAUAUGGAGGCCAAUCUCACUUAUUUACAGUGAAACUGAUGUUAUGAAGGUAUUUAAAGACAAAAAAAGGGUCAAGUUUGCCCUUGGUGUAGGACACACAGAGAGGGAUAAAUCAAAGCCAAGAAGUUAGUCAGAGAGAAUAAAUACCUGUGCUAUUCCUAUGCCUACCACAGUAAAGAGCAACAAUCCUCAGGUGAAUUAUCUGAAACAUUUUUAAAGGAAACAUGCUGGCUUCUUAGUCUCAGGCACAUUUGUUCCACUGAUUCAUUUAAACAUACAAGUCAUUAAUAUCUAGACCCAUUAGAGUCUAUAACUGCCUUCAGUUCACCACUUCUUCACACAUUCCACCUCGGUUGCACAAUCAAUGCCAGUGAAGUUUAUGGAAAUCCCACGUUUUUUAUUGCUUUCAGUCUCAAUAGCUUUUUGAAUUUUACACUAAACAGGUAUGUUGAGAGACCUGACGCCUGCUCAGCUAAAUGUUACUAAUUAGAUGCAAAGUAACUGACAAUAAAAAGCUGGAAUACUUUUAAACACUGUAAAGUGUGUCAUUUUGAAGAACUCCAUUAGUAGACAUGAUGGUCUGUUUCAUUGCUGCCUUAAAUGAGUUGGGGUCUGCCCUUAUUGUAAUGAUGUUGUAAUAUCAAUGUAAUGGCAAGAGAGUAUGUGUGUGAGAAAUAUACAAUUGGGUUGAAAAAAUAGAAUGAAGCAUUCUUUCCUCAGAUUUUGGUUGAUAUGAAAACAAAAAAAAAUGUUUCUACAUAUCAACAAAUGUUGUACCUUUGGUGUACAUAUACAAAUAUAACUAAUAAAUGUUCAUAACUAA
Molecule: messenger RNA, 6564 nt
Organism: Xiphophorus couchianus (Monterrey platyfish)
Lineage: Eukaryota; Metazoa; Chordata; Actinopteri; Cyprinodontiformes; Poeciliidae
Gene: slc1a2b
Product: solute carrier family 1 member 2b
Exons: 11
Coding region: 243-2000 (585 amino acids)
Biological process (GO): L-glutamate import across plasma membrane; L-aspartate transmembrane transport
Cellular component (GO): plasma membrane
Molecular function (GO): glutamate:sodium symporter activity; neutral L-amino acid transmembrane transporter activity; L-glutamate transmembrane transporter activity
Source: RefSeq, a predicted model, not a curated record